Molecule: messenger RNA, 1719 nt
Organism: Carassius carassius (crucian carp)
Lineage: Eukaryota; Metazoa; Chordata; Actinopteri; Cypriniformes; Cyprinidae
Product: capZ-interacting protein-like
Exons: 6
Coding region: 395-1258 (287 amino acids)
Source: RefSeq, a predicted model, not a curated record
CACACUUAGAAAGCUAAAUUUGUUAGUACCGCUCUCUACGUUUUCAUACACAUUUUCAAAUUUUAUCUACAUCUUCCUUGCAGUAUUUUAUGCGAUAUCGCGCAUAUGGCAGUAUGUUUGUGACACAGCCGGUCUUUUUUGUCAUAAUAGUUCAUUACUGCGAUUAGGGUGAUCAGAGGCAGUUGGACACAGUGUUGCGCAGCUUACUUGCCCUCUCAGCACCCCACAGUUUCUCUUCCUUUGUCGUUUUGUGUUUUGAAGUGUUUGCAGAUCUGGGAUACUGACUAAAGAAGCGGAAAGUGUAGUGAAGCUGCUGUAAGACUGGAGGACAGAGAGACGCAUCUCGGUCCUCCGCUUGGCUACAGAAGAUCAACGCGGAUAAACGUGCUUGAGGAUGGAGGAAGAUGCGCCAGUCAAAUCGUCAGUGGCUCAGCUGGCUGGAAAACUCAAAGGUCAUGCUCUGCCAAUGCCAGGACUGGAGGUGAAAUCUAUGAGAAGACCCCCAUGUUCUCUGGUGAUAAACAACCAAAAAGAUGAAGAACAUGAAGAGAACGUGUCCAUUUGUCCUCAUCAUCCUAAAUUGAAGAUAAAGAGUUCACCCCUCAUUGAAAAACGACAGGCCAAUCUUGCUCUCUCUCCAACUGUCCUGCUCUCCCCACCCAAAAGUCCAGAGUCCAAACAGCCGUCCACAGCCUGCAGUCCCAUCAGCCCCUGCAGCUCCCUGAGCUCCACCCUGCAGCCCAUCCUGCAGAACACUCAGCUGUCCUGUGAAGAUGAGGCACCAGUUAGCUUCGAGCAGCCAUUUGAGGGUACUCCACUGCCAAGCAUCAACAAGAGUCGGGCUAGGCUGUCUUUUAAGCGACGGCUGCCCACACGACAACACAGGAAGUCAGCAUGUGAGGAGACAAAAUGGAACGAUGAUUCUCCAUGUGAACCAGAUAGUCAACAGCAGAAUGGAGAUGAAGGGGAAUUGUAUAAUGGGCCUUCACAGGAGGAUACUGAGGAUAAAACAGACUAUGUUCAACCCACCAAUGGCCUUCAACAGGAAAAAGACAGGACAGAGCACUUAGAUGUACCCCAAGAAAAUGAGGGGACUGAAGUAACCCAUGUAGGAAGUAAGGAGGAAGUAACUGAGGGAGGAUAUGAACCUUCUGACUCUAAACAGGCUCAAGAAGAAGAAAAGGAAGAGACAGCAGAGGACAGGAUAGAAGUGAAAGAGGACAAGGAAGUUCUGGAUGAAAAGAACAACCCAGAAUAGAAAUAACAGGGUAAUGGUCAUGAAAAAAAAAAUUAGCUUUUUUUAAAUUUAUUUCUAAAUUUUUUUGCACAACAUAAGGCAUUGAUUUAGCAACCUAGAAUAAUAAGAAUGUUAUGGCCGAUAACAGUUGAAUUAAUGGUGUUUCUAACAAAAUUUCAGAUGGAAUCGCUGAGAACAGACUCCAGAAUAGAUGAAGAGGGACAAUGUCUAAAUGCCAGAAUUGAUUUUUUUUCAUUUAGGACUGUGGAUUUGUGGACAUAUUGUCAUAAAGUAAAUAUUACACAAAGGGUUAAAUGUUACCAGCACACUCGUGGCAAUUUGUUGCAAUUUUAUGUUUUGGAGUAUUGGUGGUGAAUUUUUAUAAUCUCAUUUGUAUGUUUUUGUAAACUCUGCUUGCACCCCACUGCUGGUUAGGUUUAGUGGUGGACCUUUAAAAAAAAUCAUAAAUUUUUGUACAAAUG